GAUACGGUUCACUGUGCGUCGCAUUAAAAAGGAACAAUCAGAGGAAAAUGAGUUGUGUUACGUCGCUUGGGGCACAUGUUUUUAUGACAACAUAUCUACUCUUCGUGAUGGGAUGCGUGGCACAGAAAGUGUACUUUGACUGUGGUGCCAAGGUGGAUGUGGUGGAUGUCCAAGGCCUGAUAUUGUCCCCUGGCUUCCCCUACAACUACUCCUCUGGGACACACUGUGUUUGGCAGUUCUUUGUGCCUGUUGAUUACCAGCUUAUUCUAGAGAUAUUUGACUUUGAUGUGUUUGAAAGCCAUGAAUCCACUGCACAGUACUCUGCCAUCUCUAAUUUUGAAGAGGAAGAGGCAGACGAAGAGGUGACUUUCACGCCUGGCAGCUUAGCGGCAGAUGAAAUUUCCUCAGCAGAUAAAGAUCCUGUGCCUCAGAGUGCUGAGGCCAUCACAAAGACUCAGCAGUCCCCCCAAGACAGUCAGGUGAAGCAGGUGGUGGUCCAGGAACAGUCCACAAAGAUGGAGAUUGCCAAAGUCUCAAAUUCUGCCAAAAGAUCUGCAGAUUCCUCCUCUGGUCAAACAUUGCCACCUUCCCCUUCUCUCUUCGUCCCCCCUGGAGCUGGGCGUCCUGGAGAGAGGGCUGUCAACGCGGCCUCCUCGUCUUACCUUAGGGUAGACCUUAACCCCAGUUCUAACUUGAGUACAGUUGUGGAGGAGACCACCCUUUUCACGCCACACUCCACUGACACUCCAGCUGUGAGCCCUGAAACUCAGCAGUCGGUGCUUGAUGCUUGCCCUCACGAUGUCCUCUAUAUCUCAGACCUCAUCACCUUCUCCUCCAGGUUCUGUGGGUCCAACCGGCCCCCUAGCAGCCAGCUGGUUUUCGGCUCCAGCCAGGAAAUGGUGGAGGUCAUCAUGGAGCUCAUUACCACUACUCACUGGGGCCGUGGCUUUGCUCUCAUCUUCCACUACCACAAUCUGACUGAGCCAGGUGGGGACCGGCAUACCUUUGCUCCUACAGCCAACAAGGUUGACUCUCUGCUGGCUGCUGUGAGUGGAGCUGCCUUCUUCGCCAUGAUACUUACAAGUGCCCUAUGCAUCAUUUUCAGACCCAAACUGUGUCCAAAAAGAGACAGCUCCUGCGCAUCCAGCAACUCUGAGGUGCCAGAGGGUGUCCAGAACAGCGGGGCCGAGGUCAGCGAGCUGAGGCUGAUGGCCGAGAAUCAGCCCAACCUGGUAGUAUCAACAGAGCAAGACAACAACAACGACAGUUCGCUACACACAGUCAGUGCUGGUGGGGACAUUUCCCAGGAUGCAGAGGUGGAUCUGUCCACCAGCGGAUUGACUGAACUCGACCUCGGUGCAGAUGAGGUGUUCAUUGUAUCAUCGGCCCCCAGCCCAAUCAGGCUGCCCUUCUCCCCUCACACGCAGCGGGAAAGGUUCCUGCGGCACAGUGACACUGGACCCAGUCCUGCAGGUGACUGGCCUUCAUCAGACUCCACCACUUCACCGACUGGCACCAGGACCGCUAAAGAUGGCAGGAGCAGCUGUGCCAGACCAAGAGCAUGGAGCGUACGCACCUUCCAGGACUUCCUCCCUCCACUGCCACAGCUGCAUAAGAAGUGGUGCAGUUGGAACUCCACCAGUCCUUUCACCAAGCUGGUGGACAGCGCUCCAUCCAGUCUUGGAGCUGACUGCAGAGGAGACGACAGAAGGAGGGUCUUCUCAGAUGUUCAUCUGGAAGCCAAGGCAGACAACAGCACCAUCUCUGACUCAUCCAUCAGCAAUGCCUCUUACCCACUCGCGCAGCCUGCCCAGAGGCAGCGGCGUCUCAACUCCACCAGCAACCUGCGGCGCUCACGUUUCACAGGGCCUUGCUUUGGCCUGCUGUCUGCCACGGCAGAUCCAGCGAAGGCCUCUGGGGCUUCUCUUGCCCAGGGCUCCCCAUCAGAGCCCACUUCUGGCUCUUCUUCCUCCACCCAGUGUCAGAUGGAGAGUGGCCAGGCUGGAAAGAGGCGAGAUUUCCCUGGCGAGGGUGAUCACAUCAGCGUGCCUGUGUUUGCCAUCUCUGAGGAAGAGGACCGGCAGCCUCUGGUCUCAGCUGAGCAACUGGACCAGAGCUCUGCCUCCGCCAUGCUGAAUGGACUGGUUAGAGGGACAUUUGAGGGGAAGAGGCCUGCCAUAGCAACCACCAGCCUUAGCCCGCAGAGCCAGAGAGCCAGACCGGAGUGGAGGCCGUGGGGGAGUCAGGUGUCAGGAGGAGUGGGUCCGCUCCCUUCCAACUCACCCACCACCACCACCACCACCACCACCAUCACCAAGUCAAACACAGUGAAUGACAGCCAGCUUUCUCUCAGUCAGUCAACAGUGCUGUGCAGUGUGACCAACCAGAUGUGACUGGAGGGGCCUUAAGAUGUUGAAAAGAGCAGGGACUCUGGUGGGCCAGUUAAGCAUUUCUGAACUCUUAGUGUCACUUUCUUUAAUAUAUAUAUAACCUUCUUCUUUAAUUCCUGAAAUCAACUUUUGCAAAAAAUUAUUAUUACAUAUUUUGUAGCUUCCUGCUGGAAAAAUAUAUUCUUCUAAAUCUGUCUGUUCUCUGUUUUCUAUUAAGCUGUGUUUGGACAAAGAUGGAAUAAUAUGCUGCUUAUAAUGCCAAGGCACUGACUGCUGUGGUAUCAUGUGUUUAAAAAUGAUGACUGAUUGCAACCAUGAACAAAAGUAUUUUUUUUUUGAAUGAGUACUUCAGAAACCCCAACUCUUAGGAACACUUUUUAACUAGAUUUAUUAACCAGUUUGAUGCUUUUCAGUGAGUUAUAAUACUCCAACCAUUGCACUUUGCUUUCAAUAGCUCAUUCAUUGUGGAUUUUGUGCUACCCUGUGCCAAUGUUCUGCUUUUUCUUUAAUAUUGGUCUUUGUGUGGCUAUUUUUUUUAGCGCAGGCUAAGACUUAUUACCCAAAAGUGUUCUGCAGAGCAUAGAUCAUACAAUAAUAUCAGUGUUGCAACAGUGUAUACAUAUGUACUUCUACAGCUGAUACUGGAUUAUAAAAGGGAAAUCAAAGUAAUGUAAAAGCAUAUACUAAUGUACACUAUUAGAAAAAAAAAUAGUAUAAAGAUCUAGAAAUCACAAUAGUAUUUAAAAUGGGUUGACAUGAAUUAAUGUAAAGUUAUA
This is a messenger RNA of Scomber japonicus (chub mackerel), 3166 nucleotides long. RefSeq lists its product as uncharacterized. Lineage: Eukaryota; Metazoa; Chordata; Actinopteri; Scombriformes; Scombridae. The transcript is spliced from 7 exons. The record is from RefSeq and is a predicted model, not a curated record. Bases 48 to 2393 code for a protein of 781 amino acids.